AUUCUUCCUCUCCAGUAUGCCUUCUUCUUUAUUGUUUGUUAUUCUCUGAAAUUGAUUUCUUCUUUCUUGUUUAGCAUUCUUUCUAUCACUCUUGCUUUCUUGUUCCACCUCCCAAAAGGUUUUGCAUCAUCAACGUUGAAAGAAAGCACCUUUGUGGAGAUCUGGACAAUAUUUUUUUCCAGGCAGAUCAAGAACUUCAAUAUACACUUUUUUGAUAUGAUGAAUACUUCAGCUGAGCAAUCCUCCUUCUUCAAAGUCUUCCUUCCACAGUUUAGCUCUGAAAAAUUGCUACUCCCAAAAGAGCAUGUGGCAUUGACAAGGAUGAAAGAAAGGGUACCUGAGGAAUUCAUGCUGAGAAAUGGAAGAGGAGGAGCAUGGAGGGUGAAGACAAGUUGCAUUGGUGAGAAGGUGUAUUUUGAUGAUGGAUGGAAGGAGUUUGUAAGGGAUAAUGGUAUACAAGAAGCUUGUGUUAUUAUUGUUUUCAAUCCAGAUGGAAGCAGCACAUUCGAGUUCAAGAUCUUUGAAUCAUCAAUGUGUGAAAAGACACAAACCUUGGAGGAGGCGGCGGCAGUGGAGAUGGAGGAGUCAUCAGAAGAAGAAGAAGAAGAAAAUGAUGAUGAUGAAGAUUAUGAGGAUGAGGACGAGGAUGAGGAUGAGAUGGAUCAUCAUAGAGCUGGGAAAGCUCCUGCAAAAAGGAAAAGGGGAAAUUACAAUGAUAUUAAGGAGUAUGGAGAAAUUAUUGCAACUUUUAUUGAUCAACACAAUCCAUACUUUGUUUUCAAAAGGAACAAAUCCAGACCCAAUGAACUGCAUGUUCCAUGUAAGCUCAUUAAGGAGUACUCCAUUACCAUCCCAGAAACUAUUAAAUUAUGUUGCAAGUAUAUCAAAGUGAACUCGCCGGAGAAAAUUGUUGUUAAGAAACAAGCUUAG
Arachis duranensis is the source of this 930-nucleotide messenger RNA. RefSeq names its product B3 domain-containing protein At1g16640-like. The transcript is spliced from 7 exons. The coding region runs from base 217 to 930 and encodes 237 amino acids. Gene Ontology annotation, molecular function: DNA binding. NCBI's taxonomy places the organism in Eukaryota, Viridiplantae, Streptophyta, Magnoliopsida, Fabales, Fabaceae. The record is from RefSeq and is a predicted model, not a curated record.